Molecule: messenger RNA, 1011 nt
Organism: Psylliodes chrysocephalus
Lineage: Eukaryota; Metazoa; Arthropoda; Insecta; Coleoptera; Chrysomelidae
Source: the annotation of a GenBank genome assembly
AUGGCUGGCACCUAUAACGGAGUGCAAGCCAGGAUUACAAAAAGGAAUGGCCUGGCCGAGUUCGUACCGUGUUUGACUCACUCCUUAAAUCUUGUCGGUGUCCAUUUUCCCUCAUCAUGCCAAGAAGCAAUAAAUCUAUUUAGAUUAAUUCAAAAAGUAUUUUGCUUUUUUGUCGGCUCUACUACUCGAUUGGAUACUAUGAAGAAAUUUGUUAAAACCAAUUUAAAAGGAAGCAGUCAGACGAGAUGGUCGGCAGAACAUGUUGCUGUGAAAACCCUCUUAAAUAAUUUGCCGGAAGUAGUGGAAUCCUUGGAAGAACUUAAGCAAACUUCUCAUGCUCCGGAAGCAAAGUACGAGGCAGCAAGAUAUAAUCCUUGCGCGUUCCGCCUCUUUAAUGGAUGGCCUGAUGAAAACUUUACAAAAAAUGAAAUUGAAUAUUGGAUAGAAGAGGCUAAAGAAGUUGCUGGAAAAAUUGGCGUCGAACCUAUUCUGCCAAAUAAACAAAUUCCGAGGUGCAAAAAACAAUUUGACGAGAUGUGUGAUGACGAAUCACGAACACUUCAACCAGUUAAACAUUUUUCUCAAGCAACAAUGAUGGUAUUUGAUAGAAUCUUAUCAGAAAUUAAAAAGAAGGUUGUUGAUAGUGUUAUCACGAUGAAUUCGAAUUUCGCAUUUCUAAAUGGUAUUGAAAUUUUGAAUUUGUCAAAUGAAGAACUGCAAAAGCAUGGAACAGAUCUGGGACGAAAAUACGAGCGAGAUUUAAACGCGGUUGAAUUCUGCCAGGAACUCUACGUUUUUAAAGAGCAAGGUCCACUUUCAUUUAAAGAUAUAAAAAAUGCUAGCGCUUUCAAUCUCUUGCAACAGAUUUAUACGCAUGAUUUGCAGGAUACCUUUCCCAAUAUUUGUAUUGCUCUAAGAAUUUACUGUACGCUUCCUAUACUACAUCCGCAAGCUGCGAGCGAUGUUUUAGCAAACUUAAACUUAUCAAAAAUCAUCUACGAUCUUCGAUGA